Messenger RNA from Phytophthora sojae, 1506 nucleotides. RefSeq lists its product as hypothetical. Gene Ontology annotation, cellular component: membrane. Bases 1 to 1506 code for a protein of 501 amino acids. The record is from RefSeq and is a predicted model, not a curated record. The transcript is spliced from 3 exons. Lineage: Eukaryota; Oomycota; Peronosporomycetes; Peronosporales; Peronosporaceae. Gene Ontology annotation, molecular function: transmembrane transporter activity. Gene Ontology annotation, biological process: transmembrane transport.
AUGGUCGAGCCCCAGAAGCGCAAUAUGUCGCCCGAGGAGACCAAGGAGCUCCUGCGGCUGCGCUCCGAGCGCCAGCAGCGCCACGACGCCACGGAGGACGAGAGCUCAGAAAAUGAGAGCUAUGGGGGCAUUGGCGGCUUCAAACGCCGCACGUGGGCGCUCUUCAGCAUCAUGGGCGGCCUCAUCUACGGCUACAACGUCAGCCUGGCAGCCACGCUGCAGUACAUGCGGGACGACCUGCAGCUCUCGUCGACGCACGAGGAGGCUCUGAGCGCCACGGCGACGCUCAGCGACGCCUGCUCCAUGCUGGUGGGCGGCUGCCUGGCCGACCGCUUCGGUCGCAAGGCCACGGCCAUGUUCGCGUGCUCGUGCUCCAUUGUGGGCGCGUUGCUGGCGGGUAUGGCUAGCACGAGCUUCUCGUGGCUCGUGCUGUGGAGACUGUGCUCCGGGGUGGGCAACGGGCUGUCCAUACUGCUCAUCCCGAUGUACAUUAGUGAGUGCGUGGACGCAACGAGUCGUGGGGCGUACCUCACGCUCUUUCAACUCGGAGUGAACUCGGGCGUGGCGGUGCCGUAUCUGUUCAUGAUCGCGGUGAGCGAGAACUGGAGAGCGUGCCUGGCGUUCGGCAGCUUGCCGGCGCUCUACGUACUCUACAACUUCCAUUUCCACUUCCCGGAGAGCAUCAAGUGGCUUCGCUGGAAGGAGAACCCGACGACGGAUCUGGAAGAUGGAGCCACAGACCUCUCAGAUGAAGAGAGCGUCGACAGUUCCAGUGCUGCUGCUGUUACUAUCAAGCGCUCGAACGGGAACUACCGACGUCCGGCCGAGCAGGAUUCUGCUGAUGCUUCACCGUCGUCUGCGGAAGCCACAAGGACUCCAGCGCCUCCCAACCCGCACCUCGAGCUCGUGAUCGGUAUCCUGCUGGCCUAUGUAAAUAACUGCGUUGACGCGUCUCUCUUCUACGGGCCGGAGAUCAUCGCCAAGACCAGCUCGUCGUACUCACGUCGCGAUGCCAACAUUUUUGGGCUGCUUUGUUCGCUCGUGGCCGUGGUGUCGGUGCUUUUCGCUGGACGCUACGUCAUUGCGAGGUUCUCACGGCGGCAAGUGUACUUGAUCUGCCUUGCCGUCGUCUGCGCCUGCUUCGUUGUGAGCGGUGGAAUUUUUGCGCGCUACUCCACCGACGAUUUUGCACGCAGCUCGGCGGCGUCCGCGAGCAUCAUGAUCACCUUCGCCGUGCUCAACGUGUUCGCCGCUGUCGGUCCCAGCAUCCUCUUCGUUGUGAUCCUGAGCGAGCUCUUCCAGGACAACAGCUACCGAGCGCGAUACAUGAGCUACUGCACGUUCACCAUGUCACUCAUCUCGCUGCUCGUGAACGGCUCUAUGCUGACACUGUUUGAGUUCUUCGGCACCGCGGCCACUUUCCUCGCAUAUGGGGCCACGUACGUCGUGUGUCUGGUCUUCUUCUGGGCGUACCUCCCUGAAACAAAGCAGCGUCAACUAGUGUAA